This is a messenger RNA of Brienomyrus brachyistius, 6472 nucleotides long. It is a transcript of the gene ecpas, whose product is annotated as Ecm29 proteasome adaptor and scaffold. Bases 396 to 5930 code for a protein of 1844 amino acids. The record is from RefSeq and is a predicted model, not a curated record. Gene Ontology annotation, cellular component: nucleus; cytoplasm. Gene Ontology annotation, molecular function: molecular adaptor activity. Gene Ontology annotation, biological process: proteasome assembly. Lineage: Eukaryota; Metazoa; Chordata; Actinopteri; Osteoglossiformes; Mormyridae. The transcript is spliced from 50 exons.
UCCAUUACGCAGCCUGCUCCUAUACACGUAAACGCCUACAUGCACCGGUCGUGCAUUACAGCCUUUGGAACCGGGUCGGCACCGGCCAGUCCACCCCGGCACACGGACCGGUACCGUCUUUAACCGCCCCAGCGUCGGAACGGACGCGACAGAGCAGGAUCGGCCAGGGCCCCCCCCUCCUUCAUCCCCAGCAGCGAGCCUCGGAUGGCGGCCGAAGGUGCCCGGCAAGACGGCCAGCGCAGGCCUCCGGAGCCCUUUAGGCAGGAGCACAUUAACCCGGAGGAGGCGGGGUGAGCCUUGCUCGGCUGCCGGCGGCAGGAGUGGCUUGCACCGCACCGCACCAGCAGCGCACGGCGUAGGGCUGGGCUGGGCUGGGUUGGCCGUUCGCCGCAAACAUGGCUGCUCAGGAUGAACUCAAUCAGCUGGAGCGGGUGUUUCUCCGUCUGGGUCAUGCAGAAACAGAUGAGCAGUUGCAGGAUAUCAUAUCCAAAUUCCUACCCCCAGUUCUGCUCAAGCUGUCAAGUGUGCAGGAGGGUGUGAGGAAAAAGGUGAUGGAGCUGUUGGUUCACCUCAACAAACGUAUAAAGAGCCGUCCGAAGAUUCAGCUGCCGGUUGAGACCCUGUUAGUUCAGUACCAAGACCCGUCAGCUGCUUCAUUCGUGACUAACUUCACUAUAAUCUACAUCAAAAUGGGCUACCCGCGGCUAGAGGUGGCAAAGCAAUGUGAACUGGCCCCCACCCUGCUCACCGCCAUGGAGGAGAAACCUCAGCCCCAGCAGGACUGCUUGAUGCAUCUGCUGAUCCCGACCUUGUUCCACAUGAAAUACCCAUCGGAACCUUCAAAAGUUGCCUCUCCUUUCAACCUUUUUGAGAAGCCAAAGACGGUCCACUUGCUGUUAGAUUUUAUGCUGGACGUUCUCCUGAUGCCUUAUGGGUUUGUCCUUAAUGAGCCCGCUGGGCGUCCUGCCCCAGCUUCCCCUCAGGCCGGCACGGCCACGGCGGGGGCGAGUACCGGCCAAGGUCUUCCCCAGGCGCCCCCUGGCAUGAGCGUCUAUGCUGUCAAACGUGUCAUUGGAGAAAUCCAGUGGAGCCCAGAGCAACUAGAGCAGUGCAAGUUGGGAGUGGUGAAGUUCAUCGAGGCGCAGCAGGUGCCCGAGGUGGAGACAGUGGUCCACCUGGUCGUGGCGUCCAGCGACACCCGGCACAGCGUCGCCACGGCCGCCGACCUGGAGCUGAAGAGCAAGCAGAGCAUAAUUGAUUGGAACAACCCGCUAAUAAUUAACAAGAUGUUUAAGGUUUAUUUGGGAGACAUUCCUCUCAAAACAAAGGAGCAGGGGGCCGCCGUCAAGCCGGAACUGAAGAGGGAGCCAGUCAGCACAAGGGUCAAACUGAAGAUCCUCCCCCACCUCAUGAGGUCACGAUUGGCGGCAGAGAGCUUUCCUGCUAACAUCCAGGUGGUGUAUGACGGCCUGUUUGGCGCAAACACCAACAGCAAGCUACGUUCUCUGGCCCUGCAGUUUGUGCAUCACAUUUGCGCCGUAUGUCCGGACUCCAACAAGCCUCUUGGCCUCAUGCUUCUGAAUGGUUUGACAAAGCUCAUUAAUGAAUACAAGGAGGAUCCGAAAUUGUUGUGUGUCGCUUACUCUGCUGUGGGGAAGCUGUCCAGCCGAAUGCCACAGCUGUUCACCAAAGACAUUGCCAUCGUCCAGCAGUUCUUCGAAGCGAUGUGUAAGGAGGAGACAGAUGUCAGGCUGGCCAUCCAGGAGGCGCUGUCCAUGAUGGUAGGCGCCUAUGUCCACCUGCAGGGGGCGCUGCUUAACAUCAUGGAGGCCCUGGUCGCCGCCUACAUCGUAAAGCCGGAGGUGCAGGCGCGGCAGGUGGCCAUGAAGUUCGCCAGCACGGUGUUCGCCUCUGACCACGUGCCUUCCAGAUACCUCCUGCUUCUGGCUGCCGGGGACCCGCGUGAGGAGGUGCAUGGGGAGGCUCAGCGCGUCCUGAGAGCUCUGCCACCCCCAGGCGUGGAGAAGGGAGGCGCCAGAUCAAUGCCUUCCUUCCCAGAGAUAGUCAGCUACAUCCAGGAGAAGGCUGUACAGAGGAUGAAGACCCCAGACAAGUGCAUGGUUGGGACCCACACACUUCCCUUUAACCCGUCUGCCUUUGGAGAGAUCAUCCUGUACCUGCGCAUGUGCCUUGCCCACAGUGCAGGGGCCACGCCCACCUCCCAGAGCCUGGCUGACAUGCAGGACAGUGCCCCCGCCAUCGGCCGCUAUGUGCGCAGCCUCCUGGGGCCUGAGCCCCACCCCUCUUCGGCCGCCCUCAAGGCCGGCGACACCAACCCCGUGCAGGUCUACAUGGACCUCCUGCACCAGCUGUUGUCUGCCAUCGGGGGAGUCCCAGUGAUGUACUGUCUCCUAGAAGUGGUGUCAGUAUGUCCUCAAAAGCUGGCGCCCAAGUACGUGGACAAAAUCGACUGGAUCAAGGGCCUGAUGAACACCAACAAGGAGGAGAUGCGUGAGCUGGCGGCUCAGCUGUACGCAGUGGUGGUGUCCACCAUGUCUGGCAAUGAGCUGAAGACGGCCGUCCAGAACCUCGUGAAGAUCACGAAAGAUGCCCAUAGCCCGGAAUCGCAGCACGGAGCCAUCCUGGCACUGGGCUACAUGGUCGGCCGGUACCUGAGCAGAAAGAAAUCUCUGGCGGGGGGAGGUCAGGAACAGGACAUGAGCACCACCCCUUUGGGAGAUGAGGAGCUCAUCUCAUCAGCCACCAAGACCAUUGGCUCGUUCCUGGACAGUAACUCGCCCAUCCUGACGGUGGCAGCGUGCACGGCCCUAGGGGAGGUCGGCCGUAACGGGGCCCUGCUCAUCCCCAGUGAGGGGGAGGGAUUCACCAAGCUGCAUGUGGUGGACAACCUGCUCUCCCGCAUACCUUCUGGCAAGGAGAGUACAAAGAUGAAGGAGCGUGCCAUUCAGACCCUUGGCUUCUUCGCUGUGGGAGACGGGGAGUUUCCUCACCAGAAGAAAGUACUGCAGGGUCUCAUGGACUCAGUGGAGGCAAAACAGGUGGAGCUCCAGUUCACCGUGGCCGAAGCCAUCACCAGCACGGCUGUGGGUACCAGUUCGGGGGCGUCGCGGGACGUCUGGAUGUGCAGCGAAGAGGAGUACACUCCCCCGGACGAUGGGAGAAGCAACGACGUGGUGCCCUGGGUGAUGAACACUAUCCUGGCCAAGCACAUAGUCAGCCAGAACCGCCAUGUCCGGCAGGCCGCCUGCAUCUGGCUCCUGUCGUUGGUCAAGAAGCUCAGCCAGCACAAGGAGAUCAAGUCGCACCUAAAGGAAAUCCAGACCGCUUUCAUCUCCGUGCUGUCCGACCCUGAUGAACUGAGCCAGGACGUGGCAUCCAAGGGUCUGGGCCUGGUGUACGAGCUGGGCAGCGAGCAGGACCAGCAGGAGCUAGUGUCCACGCUGGUGGAAACGCUGAUGACGGGCAAGAGGAUUAAACACACUGUCUCGGCAGACACUGAGGUGUUUCAGGAUGGGUCGCUCGGCAAAGCCCCGGACGGCCAAGGCCUGUCCACCUAUAAAGAGCUCUGUUCCCUGGCCAGCGAUCUGAACCAACCUGACCUCGUGUAUAAGUUCAUGAACCUCGCCAACCACCACGCCAUGUGGAACUCCAGAAAGGGUGCCGCAUUUGGGUUCAACAUCAUAGCGGCAAAGGCUGGGGAGCAGCUCGGCCCGUUCCUGCCCCAGCUGGUGCCCCGGCUCUACAGGUACCAGUUUGACCCCAACGUCGCCAUCCGGCAGGCCAUGACUAGCAUCUGGGACGCUCUCGUCACCGACAAAACCAUCGUUGACAAAUAUUUAAAAGAAAUACUGCAGGAUGUGAUAUCCAACCUCACGAAUAACUUGUGGAGAGUUCGAGAAUCGAGCUGCCUGGCCCUCAAUGACUUAAUACGAGGUAAACAAGCCGAUGAGAUCAUCGACAGGCUCACUGAGAUCUGGGAGACCUUGUUCAGAGUGCGGGACGACAUCAAGGAAUCUGUACGGAAGGCAGCUGAUAUGACACUGAAGACGCUGAGCAAGGUGUGCGUGCGGCUGUGCGAGUCGACGGGCGCGGUGGCCCAGCGUACUGUUGCUGUGUUGCUGCCCGUCCUGUUGGACGUGGGGCUUGUCAGCAACGUGGCCGAGGUUCGCUCCCUUAGCAUCGACACGCUGGUGAAAAUCAGCAAGAGCGCAGGCAGCCGCUUGAAGCCCCACGCGGCCCGCCUCAUCCCCGCCCUGCUCGAGUCCCUCACCGUGUUGGAGCCGCAGGUCCUCAACUACCUGAGCCUGAGGGCCACGGAGCAGGAGAAGACGGCGAUGGAUGCUGCAAGACUGAGCGCGGCAAAGUCUUCCCCAAUGAUGGAGACCAUCAACAUGUGUCUUCAGCAUCUAGAUGUCUCAGUCCUAGGAGAUCUAGUCCCCAAGCUAUGCGAGCUCCUGAAGAGUGGGGUGGGCCUCGGCACGAAGGGGGGCUGCGCCAGUGUCAUCGUGUCCCUGACUGUCCAGUGCCCCCAGGACAUGACACCCUUCUCAGGUAAACUGAUGAGCGCCUUGCUGAGCGGGAUCCUGGACCGGAGCAGCGCCGUGCAGAAGUCCUUUGCGUUUGCUCUAGGGCACGUGGUCCGGGCCGCCAAGGACAGCAGCGUGGAGAAGCUCUUCCAGAAACUCAACACCUGGUACCUGGAGAAAGAGGACGCCACGUACAAGUCGUCGUGCGCUCUGACGGCUAAUGCGAUCAGCCAGUACAGCCCGGACGUGCUGAAGAACCACGCCACGUCCGCACUGCCGCUGGCCUUCCUGGGCAUGCACGAGGCCCCCGAGCAGGACAAGGGCGAGAACUCCACCUGCAGCCUGUGGGCAGAAGUGUGGCAGGACCACGUGCCAGGAAACUUUGGUGGUAUCAGACUGUACAUGGUGGAGCUGAUAGCCAUUACCCAGAAGGCCCUGCAGUCUCAGUCCUGGAAGAUGAAGGCCCAGGGGGCGGCGGCCAUGGCUUCCAUAGCCCAGCAGCAGACGGGCUCGCUGGUAGCCCCACAUCUGGGCAUGGUGCUGAGCGCGCUGCUGCACGGACUGGCUGGCAGGACGUGGGCAGGCAAGGAGGAGCUGCUGAAGGCCAUCGCAUCUGUGGUUUCCAAAUGCAGCGCAGAUCUGCAGAAGCCCACAGCGGGCCAGCCCAGCGUCACAGAGGUCAUCGAGGUCGUGAUGAAAGAAUGUCGGAAAGAGAGCCCUGCCUACAAGAUGGCCGCCCUCCGAUGCGCCGCCGAGGUGCUGGAGUCGACCCAAGAAGACCGCUUCCAGGAACUGGCUCAGAUCCUCUUCCCCCUAAUCCGAAAGAGUUCACCCGCUGGGACGCCAUCGCGGAAAAGCGCUGACCACGAUGACGACGACCCCGAUGAGAAGGCGAGGGAGCUGCAGACGGAGGGUUUGCUCUGCGCCUUCGAGACAUUGGGGAGGGCCUGGCCCAGCACUCCAGGGACCCAGGCACAGUACCAGCUGGAGGUGUGUCGGCUGAUGUGCGAGAGGCUGAAGCUGAGCACGUGGCGCGUUCAGCUGGGGGUUCUGCAGUCCAUGAAGGCCUACUUUCAAGGGCUUUUACUUUUAGGAAAGGAUCCUCCCCCAGGAAUGACGGCGUUGUCUGAAAUCUUAACAGAGACUUGUACUGCUAUUGUAAUUCCUUUAGAAAACAAGAGCUAUUCCUCAGUGAGGACAGAGGCAUUGUCCAUAGUGGAACUACUACUGAAGAAAGUAGAAGAGGGUGGCCACUGGGAGAGCAUGUCGGAGAAGAGCCGAGAGCAGCUCCUGCUUUGUCUUGCUGCCAUGGAGACGGACAGCCGCCCAGAGCUGAAGGAGAAAGCCCUGAAGCUCAGGCAGAAGAUCCAGAACCACCCAUGAGCACUCCCCUCCAAGCACGAUCCGUGUGCACAUCCUACCCAAUCCGCCUCCAUCACGCCGAUGUAACACCUUACCAUUAUUGGUUGUGCCUGUUUAUUUAAAACCGUUUCCCCUUUCUGGGAUAUUGGUACAUCCCAAAUACUUUUUAAAAACUGCAGCAAAGCAGAGUGCUGAUUUUGUGUGAGCGGGAGCGGCAGCUAGGCACCAUGACUGGCGGGUAGAGACCUGCGCACCAAGAAUAUACCGUUUAAAAGCUGAAUGUUUUUUCCUCUUUAUUACAACGAACUUUGUGCCCACAAGGGAUGACUAUUACAGAUGGCCAGUGAUGGAUUUGAUACUAGAAAAUUAAAGUUGCCAAUAGUUCAGCACAGGGAUGUGGGAGUUUGCGAGUUUUACCGAGCGCGUGUUCUGCAUGUCAAAAGGUUUGUGUAUAAAUUAACGUUAAUUUGUGAACUCAUACCGAACCUGGUAAGAGGCAUGCUCUUAUGAAGUUCCCAGUGAAUUUUGUCUUUAACAAGGUGUGAAUAAAAUACUGAGCAAAA